AGAACGUAUCCACAGCAAUGGGAGUGUCGGGUGACGCCGGAGCUUCGCUCACCGAAACGGUAGGCUUAAAGAGACAACAGCGAAGCCGGGCUGGUCUUUAGUGGGAAAUUAAAUCACUUUUAAGAGCUUAAAUAAAGGACCAUGUCGCGGCGUACUACAUAGGGAACUCAAACGCAGGCAUUCAGAGAAAGACGGACUAUACCGCUCAAACCUGUUAAUGCUGGUUCUGUCUGAGUCUGCUUACAGCAGUGUUAGAACAUGAAGAAUGUUCACUAUAAUACCCAAGACUGACUUCAACGAAACCAUGAGGAGCACAAGGGGACGUUCACUUGUUUGGUUCCACUAGCAGGAGUUGUGUAUGUCAGUGUUGAGGAGCAAUUGUGGGUGGAUGUGGGAGUGCGUGCGUGUGCGUCUGUAUGUGUGCGUAUGCUAGCAUAACCUGCCUGCUUCAGGCAGUGACAUGCUACUCUGAGGGCAAACGUACAGUAAAGGAGACCCAUCCACCGAAGGAUUAAUGCAGGGACGACACUUUUGGUGAUACCUACCACGUCUGCAGAAGACAUCGGUUUCUGCUCUUCAAAAAUAACCAGUAUAUAGAUACUUUUAAACCCCUUCACCCGUUUGUCUUUUCGCCACCAUCCCCACACGUUUCCUGGGGGUUGUUUUGAAACUUCUCUGUUUUGCAUGGCAGGGGAGUAACCGUGGAGAGGCCAGGGUAUCACAAGCUUAUGGAUUUUGAGAAAAGAGGUGGGAAGGGAGAGACAGAGGAAGGGAAAAGGAUGUCAAAAACAGCUAGUAGUAGGACUGGACAUGGGGGCCGGGGAACGGGGAUCAACUCUGGGGUCCUUAUGGUUGGUCCCAACUUCAGAGUUGGGAAGAAGAUCGGCUGUGGAAACUUCGGUGAACUGCGGCUAGGCAAGAACCUCUACACAAAUGAAUAUGUGGCCAUCAAACUGGAGCCAAUCAAAUCCAGAGCGCCUCAACUCCAUUUGGAGUAUAGAUUUUAUAAACAGCUGGGAAAUUCAGAGGGAGUUCCUCAGGUCUUCUACUUCGGGCCUUGCGGGAAGUACAAUGCUAUGGUUCUGGAACUGCUUGGGCCCAGUCUGGAGGACCUGUUUGACCUCUGUGACCGCACUUUCUCCCUUAAGACCGUCCUAAUGAUAGCUAUUCAACUGAUAACACGUAUGGAGUACGUUCACACGCGGAGCUUGAUAUAUCGAGAUGUCAAGCCAGAGAAUUUUUUGGUGGGGCGGCCGGGGUCCAAGAGGCAGCACACCAUUCAUAUCAUUGACUUCGGGCUUGCCAAAGAAUACAUAGACCCCGAGACCAAAAAACACAUCCCAUACCGAGAGCAUAAGAGCCUGACUGGCACUGCCCGAUAUAUGAGUAUCAACACACAUUUGGGAAAAGAACAAAGCAGAAGGGACGACCUAGAAGCACUGGGCCAUAUGUUUAUGUACUUCCUGAGAGGCAGUUUGCCCUGGCAGGGCUUGAAGGCAGACACAUUGAAAGAACGUUACCAGAAAAUUGGCGACACCAAGCGAGCUACGCCGAUCGAAGUGCUAUGUGAAAGUUUCCCAGAGGAAAUGGCGACCUAUCUGAGAUAUGUGAGAAGACUGGACUUCUUUGAGAAACCAGAUUAUGACUACCUGAGGAAGCUCUUCACAGACCUCUUCGACAGGAACGGCUACAUCUUUGAUUACGAGUACGACUGGGUCGGCAAGCCUCUACCUACACCCAUAGGCCCCAUCCCCACAGACACACCCCAGCCAAGCAGCAGAGACAAAGCACAACCACAGACCAAAAACCAGUCACCCGAGCCCAAAGGAAGUGAGUCCCAGCCCACUCCAGUGACCAAUAAGGAGACUCUGGGGUCGCAUCUCACGGCCGAGAGGCUGGGGGGCUCAGUGCAGGUCAUGAGCUCCACGAAUGGAGAGCUGAACACAGACGACCCAACCGCGGGACACUCCAACGCUCCCAUCACUGCACCCGCUGAGGUAGAGGUGGCAGAAGACACAAAGUGCUGUUGUUUUUUUAAGAGAAGAAAGAGGAAAACUCUUCAGAGGCACAAGUGAAGCGCACUCUUUGAAAAGAACUUGAAACAUUCUGGUCACUGUUAAGUUUGAAAUGCAAGCAAAUACACAGAUCUCUUUCUCUGUCUUUCUCUCUUUCUCUCUCUAUCUCUUUCUCUGUCUUUCUCUCUCUUUCUCUCUGUCCCCAUCACACUUUCUUUCAUUGAUGCUUCAACACUUAAUGGAGUUCAAAGGAAUGUUGUUAACAGUCCAACAGACUCUGGUUCCUUC
Messenger RNA from Sinocyclocheilus rhinocerous, 2303 nucleotides. RefSeq names its product casein kinase I. Lineage: Eukaryota; Metazoa; Chordata; Actinopteri; Cypriniformes; Cyprinidae. Bases 729 to 2075 code for a protein of 448 amino acids. Gene Ontology annotation, molecular function: ATP binding; protein serine/threonine kinase activity. The record is from RefSeq and is a predicted model, not a curated record. Gene Ontology annotation, biological process: protein phosphorylation. The transcript is spliced from 12 exons.